AUGAUCCCACCUCGUCUAGCGGCUUGGAAUGUGAGAGGUUUCAACAGCCCGGAAAAGGUCAGGGCGUGCAAAGACUUAGUUCGUGACCGCAAACUUGAGUUACUUUGUGUCCUGGAAAAUAGAAUUCAUGCAAGCUCUUUUUCCGACCCCUGGUUUCGUCUUAACCACUGUGUUUUUGAGAAUGAGGAAAGCUGCCAUAAUUUUAACCUAUCUUCCUCGGGUAGGAUUUGGAUUAAAUGGAAUCCGCUCCUCCUCAGUUUCAGACCUUCCCAUUACACUACUCAGCUGAUUUCUGGUGAUCUUUACAGGGGGCAAGAACAUCUUUGUGUCCUCACUGUUGUCUAUGCUUCCAAUUCUUUGGGUGAUCGCUUACUUCUUUGGGAAAAACUUAGAGAAAUUGGGAAUCUUAUCUGCUCCCCUUGGCUCAUUCUUGGUGAUUUUAAUUGUUGCUUAUAUGCUGACGAGAAAUCUGGUGGCACUCCUCUCCUGGCCACCCAACUCUGGGAUUUUAAUGCUCUUAAGUUUGACUUGGGGUUGUUGGAUUUAUCCUCCAAGGGCCUUAAAUUUACUUGGUUUAAUGAAAGGGCUAAUGACCCCAUUCACUUGAAGCUGGAUAGAAUGAUGAUAAAUGAUAAGUGGCUUGAAGCUUUCCCUUCCACUUACUAUGAGGCCCUUUCUCCCGCUUGCUCGGAUCAUUCCCCGAUUAUCCUUUUUUCAGAUCAGCAAGCUAUGUUGAAACACAGAUUCGUUUUCAAAAACUACUGGACUAAACAAAAUGGCUUUUGGGUCGACCUCCUAAAUAUUUUUUCUCUACCGACACACGGGAACCCCAUCUUUGAUCUGUAUAGAAAAUUGAAAAUGCUUAAAGUGAGCAUUAAGGAUAAAGACUGGGCAAAUUCUAGCUUUCUCUCCAAUCAACUUGUUAUUCUUAAAGAGCAGCAAUCUCAGUGCCUUGGUAUGUUAAAUAUUGAUCCUCAAAAUCUUGAUCUCAACUAUCAACUGAAAUCAAUCAAAUCUCAACUUUCGGUUUGUUCUGAGUCUUGGACAAAUUGGCUUCUUCAAAGAGCAAAACUUAAAUGGCUUACUAAAGGAGAGGAUGAUUUAAAGUUCCUUUAUGCUAGGCUCAAGAAGAGAAGGAAUCAUAGCUCCGCAACUCCGGUUGCUAGUGAAGACCCUACCAUUAGGCAAGAUCUGAUAAAUUCUAUUACUCAACACUUUGAGAAAUUGUUCAAUGCUCCCCCUCCAGCAAAUACUUUGGAAUCUUUAUUUAUUCCCAAAGGUAAUGUUAUUCCAUCUCAUUUAUCUCAUUUGCUGACGGUUAAUGUUUCUGAUGAUGAGAUUAAGGAGGCUAUUUUUCUUGGGAGCUCCAACUCUUCUCCUGGCCUGGAUGGAUUUAACUUUGAGUUUUAUAAAUCCACUUGGCUUAUUACGGGUCUUUUUGAUCGCUCCUUAUAUGAACCAUUCUUCAUGUCUAUAUUUGAUACUAACAAACAGUUCAGGCACUUACCUCCAAAUACUUGA
Molecule: messenger RNA, 1521 nt
Organism: Dendrobium catenatum
Lineage: Eukaryota; Viridiplantae; Streptophyta; Magnoliopsida; Asparagales; Orchidaceae
Exons: 1
Coding region: 1-1521 (506 amino acids)
Molecular function (GO): catalytic activity
Source: RefSeq, a predicted model, not a curated record